This is a messenger RNA of Oryzias melastigma (Indian medaka), 1964 nucleotides long. It is a transcript of the gene usp12b, whose product is annotated as ubiquitin specific peptidase 12b. Gene Ontology annotation, cellular component: cytosol; nucleus. The transcript has 10 exons. The record is from RefSeq and is a predicted model, not a curated record. Lineage: Eukaryota; Metazoa; Chordata; Actinopteri; Beloniformes; Adrianichthyidae. Gene Ontology annotation, biological process: protein deubiquitination. The coding region runs from base 178 to 1305 and encodes 375 amino acids. Gene Ontology annotation, molecular function: cysteine-type endopeptidase activity; cysteine-type deubiquitinase activity.
GUUUACGACAGUAGCCGGAAGUAGUGCUCGAGCGUUUCCGGUGGUUUUUGUGGACGCCGCUGACAGACGGGGCGGCGGCCACGGAGCUGCUGGACUAGCGGGGAAAGGGAAACUCUCCAGCCGCAGCGGCUUUGCUCAUUUCACCGUCGGGGAUCGGUCCAUCAUGGCGGCUCACGGAUGGAAGUACUGAUGACAGUCCGGAAGAUCGCCUCGGUUUGUACCAUGGGCGCCAAUGCCUCUGCCUUGGAGAAGGAGAUUGGACCGGAGCAGUUCCCUGUGAAUGAACACUACUUUGGACUGGUGAACUUUGGUAACACCUGCUACUGUAACUCGGUGCUGCAGGCGCUCUACUUCUGCAGGCCGUUUCGGGAGAAGGUUCUGGCCUACAAGGUGCAGCCUCGGAGGAAGGAGUCUCUCCUCACCUGUCUGGCUGACCUGUUUAACAGUAUUGCAACUCAGAAGAAGAAAGUGGGAGUCAUUCCUCCUAAGAAGUUCAUCUCCCGGCUGAGAAAAGAAAACGAGCUGUUUGACAACUACAUGCAGCAGGACGCACACGAGUUCCUCAACUACCUCCUCAACACCAUCGCAGACCUGCUCCAGGAGGAGAAGAACCACGAGCGGCAGCAGAACGGAAAACUGCUGCAGAACGGAGGAGGAGGAGGUGACAGAGGAGGAGAAGGAGGGAAGGAGGUUCAACAGACCUGGGUCCAUGAGAUCUUCCAAGGAACACUGACCAAUGAGACGCGCUGCCUCAACUGUGAAGCUGUGAGCAGUAAGGACGAGGACUUCCUGGAUCUGUCGGUAGACGUGGAGCAGAACACGUCCAUCACUCACUGCCUCAGAGGCUUCAGCAACACAGAGACGCUGUGCAGCGAGUACAAGUACUACUGUGAGCAGUGCCGCAGCAAGCAGGAGGCCCAGAAAAGGAUGAGGGUGAAGAAGCUUCCCAUGAUCCUCGCUCUCCACCUGAAGCGCUUCAAGUACAUGGACCAGCUGCACCGCUACACCAAGCUGUCCUAUCGCGUUGUCUUCCCGCUGGAGCUCCGCCUCUUCAACACAUCCGGCGAUGCCACCAACCCUGAGCGCAUGUACGACCUGGUGGCUGUGGUGGUGCACUGCGGCAGUGGACCCAACCGUGGACACUAUAUUACCAUCGUGAAGAGUCACGGCUUCUGGCUGCUGUUCGAUGAUGACAUUGUGGAGAAGAUCGAUGCUCAGGCCAUUGAGGAGUUCUACGGGCUCACGUCGGACAUCUCCAAGAACUCCGAGUCCGGCUACAUCCUUUUCUACCAAUCCAGAGACUGAAGAAGCUGUGGUGACUCCCACAACAAUAACCUUUGCCCCUUGAGGGGAGGGGCUUAAAGAAGCCCUGGCUGCACUACCUGAUGGGUGAAGCUUUUCAGAAGAGCGCUGCUCACAUGAGCAAAGGCAAGUGCAGGUUUGUGGCAGUGGGAUGAGUCCACAGUCGCAUCGAGACCGUGCACAUGUGAGAGGGUUAAUCAGACCGAGGAGCCACAAUGACCACGUGAAAGCUCACUGAGACGCUGCUACUUGUCCCAGCCUCACAGGAUCAAACGUUCUGACAGCAGAGAGGCUCGGUGCACCACACAGUGUUAGCACUCAGGUGUUCAUGGAGAACCCCUAAGAAAAUCCUGAACCCAGAGGCAGAUUUAUGAACCCAUAAACGGUUUUCCUGCAAAAAAUCCUAAUCUGGACUAAAUAUUUCCAAAUACUUGAAGAAAAUUCUGAACCCUAAAUCUUUACCAGAACUCGUGUCUCUAGAAGAACCCCAAAGAAGCAACUUCUUAACUUUACAGUAACCCAAAAGUGAAAACAUUCUAAAUCAGAGGAAUAAACUUCUAAACCUUGAUGCUCAAAGAACAGUUUCAUGUCACAUGACCCCCAUAAAACUUCUGUAUUUCUGGACAUUUAUGUUGCAGUGAAGAAUGAAAAGCUUGAGGAGA